Molecule: messenger RNA, 3495 nt
Organism: Leptomonas pyrrhocoris
Lineage: Eukaryota; Euglenozoa; Kinetoplastea; Trypanosomatida; Trypanosomatidae
Exons: 1
Coding region: 1-3495 (1164 amino acids)
Biological process (GO): maturation of SSU-rRNA from tricistronic rRNA transcript (SSU-rRNA, 5.8S rRNA, LSU-rRNA)
Cellular component (GO): nucleolus
Molecular function (GO): protein binding
Source: RefSeq, a predicted model, not a curated record
AUGACUGAGAAAUCUCUCCUACUGAAGUGCGACUUUGCGGAUCACUUCUUCAUCGUCGGCACCGACUUCCCCACCGCACGCGUCUUCGACACAACGACGUCGUCUCUCGCGGCGGUGGUCGAACUGCCGCUGCGCAGCCGCACCAUCUCGCUCGCUGCGCUGACGCUGACCUCCGUUGCGCUCCGUCGCAGCGAAAAUAGCGAAGAGGAGAGCAAGAAAGGAGACGGGCAGGAGGUACGCGCGACCGCCGCAGCGCAUGCGCGGCAUAGCACGGAGCAGCUGGUCGACGACAACGUGGCGGUGUACUGUGCUGCGGUCGGCCUCAGUAACGGCACUUUACUUCUGCACGACGUCAAUCGCGAUGUCCUCCUAGCCCACGUGCAGGUCUCAGAGACGCAGCAGCCUCUCAUUUCACUUCAGCUCUGCGGGGGCUUUGUGUUUUGUCUGGCGGCAAACAGCAUGCUGUACGCGGUGCGUCUGCGAGAUGCCGCGGCGGGUCCGUGUUUGCGUCUGCGGGUGCAGCCGGAUGCCAGCUCGAUCGCCGCCACGAAAGUCACAAAGGACAGCCGCAGCAACGACAGCUCCGCUGCGCAUCACAUGUACCGAGUAAUGGUAGCGGGGCCGACCAAUGCGCUGUACGAGGUGGGGUCGCUUGCCAACAACCACAGCAGCGGCAAUACGACGCCGCAGCUGUUACACGCGAAGAAGUGCCUUGCCUUUCCAUCUCAAGGCACCACCGCCGAGUUUGCGUGGGUGAGUGACGUGAGUGAGGAGCUGGACACUCCAGCGUCUCUCCCCGCUGUCACCGCCAGCGCACAAGAUGGCGUAGUGCGUCUGUGGGAUUUGCAGUACGAUCGCGCCGCGUCGUCCCCCGCGUCUUUGCUGGGCGGUGCGACCAACACGGAUGCCGGUGCUGGUGGGACGGGUAUGCUUGCCCGUUGCCGUCGCACGCUGUUGUGCGGUCAGCGCAUCCUAAGCGUUUCCGUGCUACCCAGUGCAAACGGGCAUCAUAACGGAACUCGCAAGGGCAACUACAUCAUGGUCACCACUCUCACGGGCUCUGUCUUGCUGUGGAGUCUCGGGGAGGCGCUGCUGCCGCCGGUGGUGGAGCCGAUGCCGCUGAAGCCCGAUGUGGUGUUCGUCUCUGCGGUGUCGUCGGGUCGGCUCCUCUUCGCAGCCCUCCGCGCUGCUGCCCAGCAAAGUGCAAAGGAGAUCUUCUCGUCGUCCUCCGGCGCGUCUGCAGAUGCGCUUCGUGGGUUGGAAGUGACGCUGCUGCGCGGGCGGUUCGCGAUGCCGAUCUUCGAAACAAAGAACGUCGGGGCUGCCGUCGAGGCAUCGAGUUUGUCUUCUGCUGUUGCGGCGGCGACGGUGGCGACACCAGCAUCCUCCACGACAGCGCCGUCCAACACAGCUCAUCGCACCGCCCUCGCCACACUGGCGCUCGGCGUCGCCGGCAACACGGCGAUCACGGUGGUACAGCUGCCGUUGAACACGACCAGCGAGACAGCGCUGGUGGAGCGGCAAGAUGUAGAUUACCUGCUCGAGCGCACGACGGACGCCGCAACGAGCUCCUUUGUGGUGGUCGACACAGUCUGGGCUGCCCAUCAGCAGCAGGUUGCCGCGAAGGCGAGCCAGUCUAUGACGGAGGCGUUUAAAGCCCCGCAGCUGUACCAUGCGAAGUCGAUCCAGGACUUACCGGUGAAGCAGCUAACGCUGGAGCAGCGUCUGCAGCAAAUCGCCCGCGAAGAGGCCGCCGCGGCGCGCAUCCGCAAAACAUUGGCGGGGAAGGAGGGCGAGGUAGAUCAGAGCAACAGCAGCAGCAACAACGUCGAUGGCGAAGGUGCGGGCCGAAGUGUGCUGUCCCACCACGCGCUGGGUCUCGCCACCAUCCCCCUCUAUCAGGCGCUACACGCAAACGACACCGCAGCGGUGAUAGAUCUGCUGAAUAUGUCGAGUCGCACCGCGGAGGGCAUGCGGGCGACGGUGCUGUCGUUGCAGCUGCCCUACUGUCUGCAGCUGCUGCAGGUUAUCUCAGAGCGGCUGGGGCUCGUCAGCAGGGCGGUGGAGAAGGCGGUGUCGAACCCCGCCGCGGGAGGUGGAAACGGGCAGAGCGUGCGAGAGGCGAAUAAGGCAGAUGCACAGAGCAACGGCUCAGCCACGACGGCCACCGCAACCGCCACAGCAGCGGGUUCGGCCGACAGCAACGACAGUAACCUGCGUGCGGACGGCGUGCUGCGCGGCGGCGUCGCCACCUUCUCCAUCCGCUCCUCCCUGCUGGAGUGGAUCGACGCGAUGCUGAAUUACCGCGGCAGUGAGCUGCUGGCAGUGCAGCGAGCGUGGAACGCGCGAGCGGCGCGCAAAGCGGCGGGGACGAGCACGCCAGAAGACGACAUGGCGGAUACCGUCUCUCCACCCAAAGAUUUUCUUGCCCCCAUCCUCCAUCACUAUCAGGAUCUCUGUGCGCAACACGACAAGCUCGCGGUGUUGUACGGGCGGCUGUCCAUCUUCAAAGCGGUCCGCCCGUCGCAGAAGAACGCGUUUACGAACGUGCCGCGGCAGUCUUUGGGAUCGAACAUCGAGAUGGCACGACCCGUUCAUGCCUCCUCGGACGCCGCACUGGCCACCAGCGAUCCCCACAAACGUCGCCUGCACCUCGCCGAGAAGAGCAGCGUGGUAGACAGCGACAUCAUCUUCCCCGUCAUGUUCAAGGAGUCCCGUGCGCGCUCGGGCCACCGCGUGGUGCGGGUCCGCAGCAAGCUGGAGAUCGCCAAGAAGCGCCAGGAGCGUGCGAACAAGGAUGCGGCGCUGCAGAAGCGCGCCCGUGCGCUGGCGCGGCAGGAGCUGCAUGCGAAGGCGGCGAAAGGAGUGCACAGCAUCCUGGACGAUGACGAUGGCCACAGCACUCAUAAAAAGGGUGGCGCGGACGCGAUGGAACAGAUUAUGAUGGAGGAGAUGCAGCGCGCCGGUGGGGAGCUGGAUUUGGACGCGUUGGAGGCGAUGGACCUUGCAGGCGACUCGAACUCCGACAUCGACGACAGCGACGCGGCGUCCGCCGAGGAAGAGGAAGAAGAAGAUAGUGAUGUGGAGGCGGGCUCGUCUCGUCAUCGUCGCCGCGGUAAGAAGGCGCGACAGGAGGCCGUGGAAACGAUGCUUGCUGAUGCCGGAGGCGCGGACGAUGAAGUCAGUGGAGGCGACGCAGAUUCGGGCCUGGACAGCAGCGAGGCGGAGUUCUCCUCCGCCAGCGAUGACGAGGUGCAGUCCGACGUUCUGGAUGACGGCAGCGAAGAAGAAGACGAGGAGGACGAGUCCAGGAGUGGAGAGGAGGGCAGCGACAACGAUGAGGCAGGCUCGGACUACGCUGGGGAUGAUGAUGACGGCAGCAGUGGCGCGGAUGAUGACGGCAUGGGGGACGACAUGCGGGAGCUGCUUGCGCGUCAUGAAGAUGAUGCAGACCGCACGGAGCGGCGUAAGGCGAAGAAGGUGCGCACGGAUUGA